Molecule: messenger RNA, 4874 nt
Organism: Cyprinus carpio (common carp)
Lineage: Eukaryota; Metazoa; Chordata; Actinopteri; Cypriniformes; Cyprinidae
Molecular function (GO): GTP binding
Source: RefSeq, a predicted model, not a curated record
CUUUCCCCAUCACCUGUAUAAUAGACCUUCGCCCGCAGAUAAAGCUUUAUCCUUGCUCUCAUAAACGCAGUAAGGAAAGAAACCUUCAACAUACAGUACAGGAGUCAGACAUGAUCAGAUGAAGAAUAAAGAAAAGACUGAUCAUCAUGUUCAGCACAGUGAGCAAUCUGAGGAUUGUUCUUCUGGGGAAGAGCGUGUCAGAAAACAGUGACGUGGGAAACUUCAUAUUAGGAAGAGCAGCGUUUGACGAUAAAGCUCCUCCAGAUGUUGUAGAGAGAGUCAGAGGAAGAGUGAAAGACAGACAUGUGAUGCUCAUCAACAGUCCUCAGCUGCUCCAGACAAACAUCUCAGAUCAUCAGCUCACACAGACAGCGAGAGAGAGUGUGUAUCUGUCUGAUCCAGGACCUCACGUGAUCGUUCUUGUCCUUAACCCUAAUCAGUGUUCGACAGAAGAUGAAGAGCGUGUGAAGAAGGUGCUGGGUGCUGAGCAGGGUUUUCAACACACCAUGGUGCUCACCACACAAGAGAGCAAUGAAACUAAUGACAUUCUACAGAAAAUCAUUCAGAAAUGCUUCAACAGACACUUUAGUCUUCAGAGGAGCAGUUCUCCUGACGAUCUUCUGCAGACGUUUGAGGACAUCGUGCAAACGAAUGCUGGACGUCACUUGGUUUGCACUGAAGGUUCACAGUAUUUCACAACAAACCAACAGGCCAGAACAAGAUGUCACUCAGAGAUUGAAGAUGAUUUGAGGAUUGUGCUGCUGGGAAAAACUGGAGUUGGGAAAAGUGCAACAGGAAACACCAUCUUAGGAAGAGUUGCGUUUAAAGCAGAAACUUGUCAAGAGUCAGUUACUAAAGAGUGUCGGAGAGAAUCAUCUGACAUCAAUGGCCGACAUGUUACUGUGAUCGACACUCCAGGACUGUUUGACACUGAACUGAGUAAUGAGGAGAUCCAGAGGGAAAUCAGCAACUGCAUCUCCAUGAUCCUGCCUGGACCACAUGUGUUCAUCAUUGUGCUCAAUUUAGGACAAAGAUUCACUCAAGAGGAGGCAACCACUGUAAAGAUCAUCCAGGAGACGUUUGGUGAACACUCUUUAGUGUUCACCAUAGUGCUCUUCACCAGAGGAGAUUAUCUGAAGGACAAAACCCUUGAUCAGUGUUUGGGAAAACCUGGAUCUUCUUUGAUGAACUUUAUAGAAGCUUGUGGAAACAGAUGUCAUGUGUUCAAUAAUAAUAAUCAGACUGGAGACCGAACACAGGUGUCUGAUCUACUGGAGAAGAUAGACAACAUGGUGGCAGCAAAUGGAGGGAGUUUCUACUCAUGUAAGAUGUUCAGACAGAUGGAAAGAGAAAAACAAGAACAACAGAUGAAGAUCCUGAUGGAGAGAGUGGACCAAUUGAACCGAGAAAGAGAAGAACUGAUGAAGAAACUAGAAGAAGAGAAAAAGAAAAUGAAGAGGAUGAUAGAGGAAGAAAGACAGAAUCAUGACAGAGAGCUGAAGAAACGAGAAGAAGACUUUAGAGAGACAGAAGAAAGAUAUAAAAGAGAAGCCGAGGAACAGGAGAUGCAGAUGAAAGAUGAGAUGAAAAGAGAACGAGAGAUGUUUAGAGAUGAAAUUGAGGACAGGAGACAAGAAAAAGACAAUCUACAGACCAAAUACGACAAAGAAAUUGACAGAUUGAUGAACAGAAUAGAGAAUGACAGACAGUAUCAUGAGAAAGAGAGAGAGAGAAAAGAAAAUCAGAUUAAUGAGAGAGAAGAACAAUAUAAAAUAGAGAUGGGAAGAGAACGAGAGCAUUGGGAGAGGCAGAAACUAGAGGAACAGAUGAGAAAAGAAGAAGAAGAUGAGAAAUUAAAACAGGCUUUAGAUGAAAGGUACCAGAGACUCCAAAUUGAAAUGGAGGAAAUAAUCAGGGAAAAAGAGAGAAUAGUAAGAGAGAGACAAAGCCAACUAGAGGAUUUUGAGAAGAGACUGAAUGAAGAAAGAAACGUAAGAGAAAAUGAACAAAAGUCUUUUGAUGAAAUCCUGAAACUCCUCAAAGAACAGUAUCAAGAUGAGCAAAAAAGACAAAUUGAGGAAGAAGUGAAGUGGAGAAAUGUAUAUGAAAGAGAGAAAGAGGAGAUGAAGAUCUCCUCUGAAAUUGAUGCGUCACGACAGGUUGCAGCCUACAGAAAACUGGAGGCCGAAUACAGGAAAUGGUCCUGGAGUCUUUACAGCGCCAUGAAGGAAACUGAGAUCAAAAUACUCAAGCAAAUAGAAAAUGAAGGCAUUCAUGAGUUUGAGGAAACUGAUCUUCAAAGAGAACUGAAGGGGGCGAGUGAAGAAUUGGAAAAAUCAAUGUCACAAUUCUUUGAGAAUGACAGAGAUGCAGAUAUACUGAUUCAGUGGAAAACAUCUUUUGAAAUCCAACUCCAAGUGUUUCAGCAAAACAUCAUCAGAGAAUCGAAGCAGAAAUUGAAUGAGAUUCUUCAGCAGCGAAACCUGAAGCCUUAUGAUCCCUGGAAUAAUCCUAAAAACACUGUCUAUGAAAAGAGCAAAGAACUCGCCCUGAAACUCAAAGACAAAGCAAAAGAUGAAAAAACUCUGAAGAAAGAGUUUGACUGGUUUUGGGAAAAGUGUGUAAUGAAGCUCAUCAGAAACAAUCAUUGGCUCAAAAACAUGGACAUCAUGAGAGAUGUGAAUCUCAUCCUCGGUGACAUCUAUAAAAGUUCUCCUGUAUAUCAGUUGAAACAAAGCAAUGGGUACAACAAUAUUUUCACCAUGACGAGUUAUUCUGAGUGUGCUAUUUUCAAAAAGCCCUCAAAAAAAGGCAUUCGAGUGGCUCAAACAUCUCUCAAAAAACUGUCUGCAAAGGAUGACGCUCCAGUAAGAAAGUUCCUCAGUGAUAUCGGUCAGCAGGCAGACGUUAUGUUUCAGUCGUUCAACAUUUCAAAGAUGGGUUACCACAUCAGCUGCGUUCAAAAAGUCACACAUUAUAUCAUUGAGACAAUAACCAAAUAUCAGGAAGGGCCAGUGAAAUAUGUUUUCAUGGAGGAAUUCGUCAUGGAUUUGGUUUAUUCCAUCUGUAAGAGCAUAAACAUGACGAUCACUGACCGACACAGUGACCCUGGAAGGUAUGUUGAGGAGAAGAGAUCAGAGUACUAUAGAGUUUUCCAAAAAUACUGUCAUGAAGCUGCAUCUGCUGCUGUUUUCGGUCAGAACAUCUGUCAAAAACUCAAAGAGUCCAUUGAGCAGAGCGUCUACAAGAAGACUGCAACUGACCUGGCAGAUGAAAUGAAAAUAAACUGUCCAUCACUGAAUGAAAACAGGUCAAAUCUGGAGAAACACAUCCUGGCAACACUGGCAGAAAAUGAGAAUUUUUCUGCAUACAUGUACUACAAUCACACAAAAUCAGAGAUUGGAAAUCAAGUCAGUCAAUACAUCACUGAUAAUUUCACUGUCAGUGUUUUACCCAAGUUGAAGGAGAAUAUUGAAUUACUGGAGCAGAACCUCGUGGAAAAAGCGCAUGGAUCUACUGAUUAUUUUCACAAGAAAUGUGUUGAUGCUGGCUUGUGGUUGAAGCAUUUUACACAUCAGCUCUCAGAUAUGCUGUUCUUCUCUGAAAUAGACCUCAGCGAUGUCAAACAUGAUGCUGUCGAUGAUUUCCACCUCCUAGCUGAUGUGCUAGAACAUGAACUUUCUGCUGUAAUGUCUGAGAUCAGCAGGAGAUUCAGUGUCAGCAUUUUUCCAUUAAAUAUGGACUUAAAGUUAAAUGAGGAUUCUCAGUGCUGAUAUUUGCACAAAUUUGGUGACAAGUCAUCAGGACUUUUAUACAUCACAAGGUUCCCAUGGCGAGAAUACAGGAGGAGCUUAUCCCAGGUGAAAAAAAAGUGCACUUCCAUAAUAUACUUAAAGUGCUCUAUUUCCGCACACUAAGUUUGUACUUAAUAUACUAAAAAUGAUUCUUUAGUACUAUGCUAUUUUGGGAGACCAUGAUAUAAACUAAAAUGUGCUUUAAACAUUCUCUCUUUGUAUUAAAAAAAAAAAGUAUUUAGUUACCACUUGUAGUAAACUUGAACCAUCUUUCAUACACUAGUACACUCAAGUGUACUAAAAGUGGUGACUAAAUACCUUUUUUUUAAUGCAAAGUGAGUGUUAAGCACAUUUUAGUUAAUAUUCAUGGUGUCCCAAAAUAGCACAGUUCAGUACACUUAGAUGAUCUUAAGUUUAUCUUAGAAAGUACUUAAGAAUCAUUUUUAGCAUAUUAAGUACAAAAUAAGUGUGUAAAAAUAGAGCACUUUAAGGACAUUGUGGAAGUGUACUCUUUUUUUCAGCUGGGAUGCCUUCUGGAAUAAUUCUAAAAAGACAGCAGACACUGACAGAAAUUGAUAUGUACCGAUAUAAAUUCUCUCGCUCAUUGGCUGCUGCACCGACUCUGAAAAUAUGCUAGAAGCGUAGUGUUGUUUGCCGACUAGAAGAGCACAAAUUCGACAAAAAUGGCUGUGCUUUACCAGUGGACACAAUGGGAGAAUCAGUACCUAUUUGGACGAAGAAGCUGAAAAGUUUUGAGACCAGAAGACAGAAAGACAGACAAAGAAAAAUAAACAAACAAACAAAAAAAUAAAUAAAAUUAAAAAAAUAACACGCAUAAACAUUGAUACAUCAAACACAAGGUGGGAAGAUUUAGUACCGGAGAAAAUCCUGAGUAGUGACGCUCAAGUUGCUUCUCUUUUAUCACAUUACAUUUAUACCAUUAAGUUGGUUUACAAAUCAAGAUUCCACUUCUUCUUAUUAAAGGCUAUAUGUUUUUUUCCUAAUAAUACUGCAUUAUGUAUUGUUUUUUACAUUCCAAAAAAAUGUGAUUCUGAUAAAUAAAACAGCACCUCAAAUACA